Cryptomeria japonica (Japanese cedar) is the source of this 1545-nucleotide messenger RNA. Its product is annotated as ATP synthase subunit gamma, mitochondrial. Bases 117 to 1124 code for a protein of 335 amino acids. Gene Ontology annotation, biological process: proton motive force-driven ATP synthesis. Gene Ontology annotation, molecular function: proton-transporting ATP synthase activity, rotational mechanism. NCBI's taxonomy places the organism in Eukaryota, Viridiplantae, Streptophyta, Pinopsida, Cupressales, Cupressaceae. The transcript has 9 exons. The record is from RefSeq and is a predicted model, not a curated record.
GCAAGUUAGGAGAGACCGUGGUUAUAACAGUGGGAGUGAUCGAUCUUACAGAGCUAGUUAUUUUGAAAGGGGCGAAACGCAGAGCAAGGGAGGGAUUAAAGUUGAAAUUCACGACGAUGGCUUCUUCAGCUACUCUACGGAGGGAAGCAAGGCGCCUGGGUAGCCUCACUUCUUCGUGGACUGUCCAAACCCUUACACGACCAUGCCAAUCUCCAUUGCCAUCUCCAUGGCUGCAGCAAACAGAGGAAGUGCCUUCUUUUGGCGUGCGAGCAAUUUCUACUCAAAUUGUAAGAAACAGGAUGAAAAGUAUAAAGAGUAUUCAAAAGAUUACAAAGGCAAUGAAGAUGGUUGCCUCAUCAAAGCUUAGGGCAAUACAAACAAAGGCGGAGAAUUCUCGAGGGUUAUGGCAACCAUUCACUGCACUGCUUGGUGAUGUUCCUGGGAUCGAUGUGAAGAAGAAUGUCUUUGUUACCGUGACAUCUGACAAAGGUCUUUGUGGUGGUAUCAACUCAACAUCUGUCAAGAUAAGCAAGGCACUUUUCAAGAUGGCAUCAAGUCCUGAGAAAGAGGCAAGAUAUGUGGUACUUGGGGAAAAGGGCAAGGCGCUACUGCAGCGUGACUCAAAGAAACAUAUUAGCUUGUCCAUAACAGAAACACAAAAGAACCCUCUUAACUUUACACAGGUCUCUAUGAUUGUGGAUGAGAUUCUGAAGAAUGUGGAGUAUGAUGCCAUAAGGGUUUGUUUCAACAAAUUCCAGUCUAUUGUCUCAUUUAUGCCAACAAUGUCAACUGUGUUAUCUCCGGAGGUCGUGGAAAAGGAAUCUGAAAUGGGAGGAAAGCUUGGCGAACUGGACUCUUAUGAGAUUGAAGGAGCUGAAACAAAAGGAGAAGUGCUACAGAAUCUCACUGAAUUUCACUUUGUCUGUGCAUUGUUCAAUGCUUGUUUGGAAAAUGCCUGUAGUGAACAAGGGGCCAGAAUGUCUGCCAUGGAUAGCUCCAGCAGAAAUGCUGGGGAAAUGCUUGAUAAGCUAACUCUGUCUUAUAAUAGGUCUCGACAAGCUUCAAUUACAACAGAGUUGAUAGAGAUUAUUUCUGGUGCUUCAGCUUUACAGGCUAAAGCUUGAUUAUCUUUGUUUUGUUCUCAGGAUUACGUUUUUAUGUUUGAUUUGUCUCCUACAUACAUUCUAAUCUGGUUGGGUGAUGGGUUGUAUGUUUGAACAUUCGUGAGGGGCAAAUCUUACCUCACAGGAAAUAAAUUGUUUUAGUUUCAUUACCCGAAGUGUGGCUGGAAUAAGUAUUUUCAAGGCAUUAUAUACAUAACCAAAUUUUGCCCAUGGAUGCGAUUUGCAUUCCUUUGUGCUUAUGCACAUCUGCAAAACUAGCACAAUUAGCCAUCAUCAUUUAAUUUGUUAAUCGUGCUUUUGUUUCCCUUUUUAUUAAUGUUGUGAUUGUUCUCUGUGAAAGGCAAAUUUAUGACUGGAUUCUGAGAAAAAUGAAUCUAGGUUUCAAAAUACUAUGGAAAUGAAUGAAAUUCAGAUUGAGUCA